Messenger RNA from Salpingoeca rosetta, 940 nucleotides. RefSeq lists its product as uncharacterized. The coding region runs from base 292 to 678 and encodes 128 amino acids. The transcript has 5 exons. The record is from RefSeq and is a predicted model, not a curated record. Lineage: Eukaryota; Choanoflagellata; Craspedida; Salpingoecidae.
UGAUGAGUCAUCCACUACAGUUUGUGCUGUUGUUUCCAAUUUCUCGUCAGCUGUCUGUGGCUUGCUGCUUUCUGCUUUCGUUGCUGGCUGGUGUCGCUGCCGCUGCUUCCGUCCACCACGACCCAUCCAUCCACAUCCACGCACGUCGCGCCGUCCGACGUCGUCUUGCUGACAGACAGACACCAGACAAACAACGGCCGGCUGCAUCCAUCGUUGAGCGACACCUUUGUUUGUUUGGGUGUUGAGACACACACACACACCAAAUUGUGUUUUUGUUGAUUCAACGCAACAAUGUCAUCAGAAUACAUGAGGAAUGCGUUUGGCGACACGGAUCGCCCAAACCGGUACCAGGACAACUCGGACCUGUACGCACGCGAUGACCAGGCGCUGUUGCAGGAGGAGGAUGACAUGAUUGGACAGCAAGACCAGGCGCUCGGGCGCAUCGCAGACACAGCCAAAGUAUUGCAACAUUACGGCCGACAAAUUGGCGAUGAGGUCGACGAUCAACUCGACAUGAUGGAGGACUUGGAGGAUGGCAUGCAUCACACAAGCAAGCGCCUCAAGCGAGAAACACAACACGUCGAAUACGUCCGAAACAAGGCGGCAGCAGGAGGCAUGAUGUGCUGCAUCUUCCUGCUGAUUGUCGCAAUUGUUGUCGUCGCCAUUGUCCCGUUCUGAUGCCUCCACCCCCCCCCCUUUCCGCGUCAACGUCAUUCAUGUCGAUGCUGUCCAAUGUCACAAUCCGUUCAAGCCCCUGCUUGUUUACCUUUCUUUUGCUUGCUGUAUCGUGUCUUGUCUGCGUCUCUGCCUGGCGGUCUGCCUGUCUGUCUGCGUUUCUUUUCGUCUUGUUUGCUUGGCGGUGCAACCAGUGCUUCUCGUUCAAUUGUGUUCGUAUCCAUGACGGCUGUUGUUACAAACAAUACACCUCACCCUCAUAUCA